Pyrenophora tritici-repentis Pt-1C-BFP is the source of this 1533-nucleotide messenger RNA. RefSeq lists its product as uncharacterized. Lineage: Eukaryota; Fungi; Ascomycota; Dothideomycetes; Pleosporales; Pleosporaceae. The record is from RefSeq and is a predicted model, not a curated record.
AUGUAUCAUCGAGGUAAUUCGAAGGAUGCAUACCUCAUGUCGCCGCCAACGGAUCCUGCUAUGAGGAUGUUGACCCCUCAACCCCCCUAUAGUAUGGACGUCAGGCGGAACUCGGAUGUGUCUGCGAUGUCGCUAUCGUUCACCACAUGCUCAUCGGACUACUCGACACCAGCGACCCCGAUGUACACUCAAAGUCCACUGGCUAAUCAAAGCCUCAACACGAGUACCUUCGAUAUGAGCCAAGUCCAUGGAAUGCCCAUGGAAUUCGAGCCGAACUCUACCAGUUUCGAUGAGCGCUUGACGAACUCUUGGGAGCUUCUCGAUAACACGAGCCAGAUGGACCACACUUCGUCUGCAACAUCUGAUUUUGCUUUCACUAAAUAUGCGUAUCAGAUGGAUUUGCAAAAACGUGAGUUCGUCAGACUGCAGAGUGCAGCCAUGGCAACGACUCAGCCUUGGUAUCCUACCAACCAGUAUACAAGCCUUGAUAGCCAUAUGGACAUGACCCCAAACAUGGCUAUGGAUAUAGACACCAGUACCCUUGACCUACAUCCCGCUAGCCCAAUGCAUGUCAUUUGGAAUGUGCCUAGUCAAUCGAUGAUAGCAAUGGACGGAUCCACCAUUGUACCUCAUGACUCCAUGCUCGAUGGAGACUACGUUCGUGUCGAUACGCCAAACUCAAUGGAUUCUUACGAUGACAUGGACGUGCCGCUUGAACAGCACAAUACAUUCAAGCAAGAGCCAUCGAGUCCAGUCGAUGUGAAGCCGGAAGACGAACUGUCCAACGAUGAAGGAAUGCUUCGACGGUCGAUCUGCGAAACCCGCACAGGUGGCAAGUCCGUCAAAGUGAAGAAGGAGCAACGAAAGAGUCGUGUGACAAAAGAAAAGGUGAAAGACAAAGGAAGAGAGAAGGAGAGGAGAGCCAAGUGCAAGUGCAAGUUUGGUGAACCCGUCUGGAAGUGGGAUGGGGAUCAUGUUGAGAGCGACUUUAGCUCGAUCUAUCGAGAUGAGAAAUCCCGAUGGCAUUCCACUAAGCAGCCUGGUCAGAAGUUCAUCUGUAAGAACCCCUUCGAGGAUGACGAGGAAGUGCCCGAAGGAUCAUCAUUUUGUGGUAAGCGAUUCGAGCGUACGGAGCACCAGAAGCGACACAAGAACACGCACAAGUCUGCCAAACCAUUCCCCUGUCUGCUUUGCCAUAGUGAGUUCAACCGAAACGACAAUCGCUGGGCCCACGGCUAUACCCAUGUUCGCGAGCGUGGCAAGGGAGAUGGUCGGAACAAAAAGUACUCAUUGCGACAAGUCAUAUCAGUUUUGCCUGACCCAAAGCACAUUGAGAUGCUUCUCAAGAGAUGGAAGAAGGAAGUCAAGAGCGACUACAUCCCAGAGGACGAGGAAGAUGACAGUCUGGAGUUUGUGGAGAGGAUGAAGGAGCGCAACCCAGGACAGGACUUCUCAUACGACGUCAACAUGGCAAUCUGGAAGAUCCGUUCCCACAGGUUGACCCACCCGGUGGACCCCACGCCCGUCUCUUAG